AUGUCUCGCAUGUGGGAAGUCGACCCGGAGACAAGGACAAAGCUCGUCCAAAUCUCCAAGACCAACGGAAAUGACAGGUGUUGCGACUGCGGCGCACCAUCACCUCAAUGGGCCUCCCCCAAAUUCGGAACCUUCAUCUGCCUCAACUGCGCAGGCACGCACCGCGGGCUCGGUGUACACAUCUCCUUCGUCCGUUCGAUCACCAUGGACGCUUUCAAGCACACCGAGAUUCAGCGCAUGGAGCUGGGGGGUAACGAGCCUUGGAAAGCAUUUUACGACGCGCACACCGUGACAGUUUCCGAGGGCCGCACGUUUGAAGAUUCUACAAUCAAAGAGCGAUACGAGGGUGACGCAGGAGAAGAGUGGAAAGAGAGAUUGUCGUGUAAGGUUGAGGGCCGCGAAUAUGUGCCCGGACAGGAGAAGAAGAAUACCACUGCCUCGCGAUCGAGUACGCCGAUGAGUCUGGGUACUGGCCCAACGGGGGGAACCCGGACGGCCUCGCCUGCUGCGUCUUCGAUUCGGUCGCAGGAUAGCGCGCGGGGCCCGACGAAGAAAGAGCAGAAUGAGCAGUACUUUUCGAAACUCGGGUCUGAGAAUGCCGGGCGCUCGGAGGCCUUGCCACCAUCGCAGGGGGGACCGGAAAUCUUCGCCUUUGGGGGGGAUUUGAAGGAUCCUAUGGGAAGUUUGACAAAGGGUCUUGGGUGGUUUGCUUCAACUGUUGGCAAGAGUGCCAAGCAGGUAAAUGAUGCAUAUUUACAGCCUACGGCUAAGCAGCUUGCCGAGUCGGAUUUCGCUGCUCAAGCUCGCGUACAGGCUGCUAGCUGGGGCCAGAAUCUGCAGACCGGUGUCCGUGGUGCCGCAGACCAGUUCAAUCGUUUCGUUGAAGGUGAAGAUGGUCGUCCUACGCGGUCUCGCGUUGAACCCGAACGUAGGGAUUUCUGGGAUGACUUCUCGUCUCUUGGUGAAGAGCGCCAGGUCAAUGUCAAUGGAACUGGCAAUGAUAACAGACACCAGCGAAGCGGGUCGCGAUCUGAUGUUAUUGGCACUGCCGCGAUGCGCAAGGGCCCUGCAUCUACGCCGCUGGCAAACUCUACCAUUCCUACUGAGACCAGUGCUCCUUCUGGGAAAGAGGGGACAGAGACUGGUGCUGCCACAGCCAAGGGCAAAGAUGACUGGGAUGACAACUGGUAG
Penicillium maclennaniae is the source of this 1191-nucleotide messenger RNA. RefSeq names its product GTPase-activating protein GCS1. Gene Ontology annotation, cellular component: Golgi membrane. The transcript has 6 exons. Bases 1 to 1191 code for a protein of 396 amino acids. NCBI's taxonomy places the organism in Eukaryota, Fungi, Ascomycota, Eurotiomycetes, Eurotiales, Aspergillaceae. Gene Ontology annotation, molecular function: GTPase activator activity. The record is from RefSeq and is a predicted model, not a curated record. Gene Ontology annotation, biological process: regulation of endocytosis; regulation of ARF protein signal transduction.